CACACCCACACACAAGAGGGACACACACACACACACACACACACACACACACACACACAGCAUGGAUGCAGCUAGUGUGUGCAACAGCAGAUCAGGUUGUUCUGGUUCCUACAGAUGCUUCACAGGACGCUGAAGACGAGGUGAGUAGCUAACAUGUCAGUCUCCUUGGUAACGUACCCAUCCAUUGAUUGGUCAGCGAUGUCUGUGACGCCAACGACAACCAAUGUGACCGAGUGGGAACGUGACGCCUUGCUGGCGGUGGCUGAAGUGGUGGUCCUGGCAAUCAUCCUGGUGAUGGCGUUGCUUGGCAAUGGGCUGGUGUUGGUGGUGUUGCUGAGGCGGAGACAACACCAUAACCCACUGCACCAGUUCAUGCUCAACCUCUGUUUGGCUGACCUUGUGGUGGCACUGUUCCAGGUGUUGCCCCAGCUGGUGUGGGACGCUAGGGGACGCUUCCCCGGCCCUGACUUCCUGUGUCGCCUGGUGAAGUAUCUCCAGGUGUUAGGGAUGUUUGCCUCGUCCUACAUGAUCGUGGCCAUGACUCUGGACCGUCACUACGCCAUCUGCUGCCCCCUGCAGGCACACCGCAUAGGGGCCACGCAGCGCUGGAACACCUUCAUCCUGCUGGCCUGGGGUCUGUCACUGCUGCUCAGCCUGCCUCAGGUGUUCAUCUUCUCCCGAUCAGAGGUGGCUCCGGGGGUCUAUGAAUGUUGGGGCAACUUUGCAGGGUCCUGGGGCCUCAAAGCGUACGUGACCUGGAUGGCCCUGGCUGUCUUCAUCCUUCCCGUCUUCAUCAUCACUGUCUGCCAAGUGAGAAUCUUCAAGGAGAUCCACAAUAACCUGUACCUGAAGUCAGUGCGAUACUUGUCCCCUGCCUCCGUCCCCUCGUCCAGACGGGAAAGCCAGAGAGGAGGAGCAGGGGGAGGGGGGGUGAGCAGAGGGAGGUCCAGUCUGUCUCUGUAUGCCCCCCCCCUCCUCUAUGACACCGCUGAGAAUCCCACCAGCUUUGAGCCCGGCUCCACCUAUCAGCACCUGCCGCUGGGGCCCCUGACGACCAGCAGCAUCAGUUCACACUGUGACAUUCACAGUUUCACUUCUGUUCGCGCUGAGCUUCAGCCUGACGUACUGCCUGACCACACAGUGCCCUCUGCUGUCUGCUCCCCCACCCCACCAGCCAAAGGCCCCCCUGCCCGUGGAGGAGAGGUAUCAGCGGCCAUGUCAAAGACGGUGAGGAUGACUCUGGUCAUUGUGCUGGUCUACUCCAUCUGCUGGGCUCCUUUCUUCAGUGUGCAGCUGUGGGCGGCGUGGAGCCCGAACCCUCCUCAGACCAGUCCUGUGUUCACCCUGCUGAUGUUAUUGGCCAGUCUGAACUCCUGCACCAACCCGUGGAUCUACUCAGCGUUCUCCAGCAGUGUCUCUCCAGAGCUCCGGCUGCUGCUGCUGUGUCGUGCACACUCUCAGCGCCGCGGCUCCAUACCCAAUGACUCCACCACCACACACACCUCCAACUACUAGACGCACAAAGACAUACACACAUAAACUUACACUGGACAAAUGCAAACUCUCUGCACUCUUUGUAGAAUGCAACCAAAUUAAAUGGUAUUAUAGUUUGUCUAUCGCUGU
Molecule: messenger RNA, 1623 nt
Organism: Sphaeramia orbicularis (orbiculate cardinalfish)
Lineage: Eukaryota; Metazoa; Chordata; Actinopteri; Kurtiformes; Apogonidae
Product: vasopressin V2 receptor-like
Exons: 8
Coding region: 154-1515 (453 amino acids)
Biological process (GO): positive regulation of vasoconstriction; regulation of systemic arterial blood pressure by vasopressin; cellular response to hormone stimulus
Cellular component (GO): plasma membrane
Molecular function (GO): vasopressin receptor activity; peptide binding
Source: RefSeq, a predicted model, not a curated record